CUUUGGAUAGCUUUUGAAGUCUAUUUUCAUAUUUGAGUGGCCACAGUUCGAGAGGAGAGAGCAAUCAUCCAAAAAUCGAUCUGGAACGAGCAGAGGUCUGUGAACUCGAGCUGUGAGGGUGCUGAGACUGUUUGGUCGAUAUCUCGAGUUUUACCAAUCCAAUUAAGGCGUGUGAGAUACCAAAAGAAAGCUCUCAAGACGAGGAAUCCGUGAAGGUCUGGUUUGCAUCAAUCGGAGUAGAGGAAGGCUUCCAAAUCGUCCGAACAGAACGCGACCUCGCAGGAACGGAUUUACUCUUCUAAGAAACGAGUUAGCCGGAAAACACCCAUUCUAGGGGCUGUUUUUGUACCAACGUUUAGGGGUUGAGCUAGCACCUUGAAGAGGCUGUUUAACACUCAUAUUUGAGCAAGGAAUCAGUUCCAAAUCCACCUUGACCGAAGCUUUGACCAUUGGACCAAGAAGGGAAAGUUUAAAGCUCAAUUGAGGUUGAGGCUAGAGCUUGCUUCCUGUGCUCGUUGCCCGAGUGAUUUUCCCCGGAGAGAAGACUUGAAAUGGACCGUGGUGGCAGGAUUACUAGGAGAAACCCGACCGGCCAUGUACCAGUGGAGACUGGACAGGGCAGUCGAAGGACCUCUAGGGCAUCUAGAGGAGCUGGCCGUGGAGGCCGAUCAUAGACCGUGAGUGACGGUCAUGUCGACACGGAAAGUGAAACCUACUGGUCCUAUGAGGACUCGACCUAUCGACCGGAAACUGAGCCGGUUGAGACCCCUUAUGAAGGGGAUGAUGAUGAUGUAAGUGAUGAGGAGGAAAAUGGCUCCUUAGCACGGAUUGAAGCACUACUUCAACAGUACCACCGUGAGCGUGAGGAGAGGAGGGAACGUCGAAGGCGCCGGGCUGGGCAACCUUCGGGCGGGGCUUCAAGAGGGAGAAGCCAUGGCGACUCUAGGGCCCACAUUGAACCACAUGGGGGUCGGGGUGAUGGGGGUCUGAUGAGCUAGAAUUUGUUCUUCAUUUUUAUAUUACUUUAUUAAAAUUCUAAGCUAAUUAUUUACCUAAUUGAGAGGUUUGAGUUAUAUUUUGGGAUAAAAAUAAUUUUUACAGGUGAGAACUUUAAUGGAAGGAUUUGAGGACUUUUGUACUGAUUUGUGGAGAUUUUUCCCUUUUCCAAGGGCUGUUGAAAAGUUGAAAGAAAGUGAGCAUUUUUUUUAAUGAAAAAGGAUUCCUGUGCAGCAAAAUAGAAAAAAGGAAAAAGAGGAUUACUCCUCAUUAUUUACUCGGCAUCAAUCGCUCAGACCAGUCGGGGGAGAGCUAAAGCAGUCCAGUGGCGCACAAGGGAAAAGGAUCCGAUCCAAAUUAAAAGAGGGCAGUUAUCUCAGUCUUAAACUCACACACCUGCAACCCAAAUCCGGAAAGAAAAGAAGGAACAAAGGGCCCAAGAACAGUACGGAAUGCAGCGAGAGAGGAACUCCUGGUUUCAUUAGUUCGACCGGCACCGAAAAUUGAGGCGGCUAGCGUGUACAGCGGCAAACUGAUGAAACGGCUGUGCUCUUUCGCUAUAAAAAAAACGCAGCAGUGAUUCUUCUUAGAGGACGUUCGAGGUCGGGGAUUCUGGUCGGGCACUAAACAGAGGAAAGGGCCAGACCGGAAGCUGGAAGGAAGGCUCGUUACCUUGUCUAGUUGGCUGGAUUCCAGAAAUAAGAACAGCAUCAGCAAGUCUUGGAGAAAAUUCAGCAAUAGCUACACUGGUUUGCUGAUAUGAAAUCCAAUUUUCUUCUAUUUUUGCUAUGCAUUCGAUUCGUAUAAUGUCUAGUUUUACUUAUGGAGUCUACCAAAAGUACUUUGCUCUUUCCUAGAACGGUGAAUCGUACUUGAUGGCCAGAACAAAUUGCUUUAUUCAUAUUGUUCUUUAUUGUUAUGAGUAGCUAAAUUCUUUAAGUCCAGGAGUAUGAUGAAGUUGCUAUGAUUUAGUAUGAAUUGUGAUUUUAGUUAUGUCAAUUGGUUGAGUUUUAUCCAUUGUUCUUAUUCGCUUAAUUGGUUGUGUUAAUUUCUGGCCAACUUUAGCAUGAUUAAUUAAGUUGUGAGUGGAUUAAUAGAGUACAUGCCAUACCUAUUAGUUCGAGCUCUUUUGGAUAAAAGAAUAGAUAAUUUAGUUGUCUUGUUAGGUUAUCUAUUUGGUUCUUAAAUCGGGUUUCCGUAGUUCUUUUGUGAUUAAUGGAUUUUUAACUAUUGAAUUAAUAAUUUCCUGUUAAUUAAUAGUUAAAGUACGUGACUUAUUCUGGACGCCAUACGGAAUAGUCAUAUUUUUGUCUAGAACGAACUCUCAAUUCUAAUUGACUAACUAAAUCACAAAUGCUAAAAAUUAGUGACUGAAUCAUAAUCCUGGACUAUCUUUUCUCUUGUUAAAUUCUCAAUCAAUUUUACGUCAGUUGUUUGAUCACUUUAUUUUUAAUCAAUUGAAUUCCUUGCAUCCAUUUUAAUUCAAGCUUUACUUUUCAGUUUCAAAUCAAAACAUUCUCAAAUCUCUCUUUUAGUUAAAUUAAUUUUAUUUUUUUUAUUUUUAAUUAAUAGUUUUCCAAUUACUUAGUUGCAUUUUCCCCGUGGAUUCGACCCUUACUUGAGCACUGUACUAUCGCGAUUCGUGCACUUGCGAGGACUAUUAUAAAUUGUCUAUCAGGGUCCAAUCAUAAGGAUCUCCAAAUACAUCAAAGAGGCACGAGACUUGGGGUGCAAACCGUUCGAUGGGACGGGUGACAUCUCCGUUUCGGCACAAUGGAUUAAACGGCUGAAUGAGGCAGCCCUGGACAUGCAACUCACCCCCGAAUAUAAACUAAGGGUUGCGGUGAGAUUGCUUGAAGGUAUGGCAUCCAAGUGGUGGGAUGGGACCAAAGGCAAAUAUGGCGAGACCGUCACUUGGGAGAAUUUCCGACAGGAAUUCUUUGCCCAAUAUUACUCGGAUUUUGAGGUGAACAAGAAAGUGAGGGAAUACACCCUUCUAACCCAAGGGGGUAACAUGACGGUGAGGGAACUUGAGUACAAGUUCAGGGAUCUUGCCGAUUACAUACCUGAGUAUGCUUGUGACGAGAACCGGAUGGUGAACCACUUCUGGGAUGCUCUAGACUUGGAGAUACGUGACAGGGCAACGCAAUUGCCUAACAUGACGUUUGCUCAAGUGGUUGACCAAGGGUUGAAAGGAGAGAAGCAAUGGGAAGAAAGGAAGAAGAGGGACGCCGAGGAGGCGAAAAAGAGAAAGUGGGAGAGUCAUGGCUCCCAAGGUUCCAACAAAAAGGGGAACCACGGAGGAGGAUCUUUCCGGGCACCACCGCCACCAUAUAGGGGGAACCAAGGCCCGAGUGGGCAAGGCGCGAGGUCACAAACCUCAGAGGUAGCUCGUUGCAACAAUUGCAAGAAGAACCACUCCGGUAAAUGUCGCGACCCCCCUAGAUGUUUCCAAUGUGGGGAUGCCGGACAUUUGAAGGCGCAUUGCCCACAAUUGGGCGGGACCAGGACAUCGGGACCGAGUAGUGGCCCGACGGGUACACGGAAUCAAACCGGGGCUUCUCAAGCAAGCCGGGGACACGGGGGAGCGAGUACGAGCAACGCGCCAUCCGUGAAUCAAGGAAGGACUCAAGCUCGAGUCUAUGCGAUGACGGAAGCGGAUGCUCGAGCGAACCCGGAUUCCAUUGCAGGUAUUUAUCUCAUUAGAGUGUGGUAGAUUAGCCUUACUUGUGUGUACACGUUUAGGGAUUAAGCCCCGAACAAUUUAGGAUCACGUGGGGAUGUUUAAAGUUAAAACGUACAAAAAAAGGGGGGAACCGGCGCCGGAAACCCACUAACCGGCGCCGGAGAUGGCGAUUCGGUGAGCCUGUUUGGAACCGGCUCUCUCCAACCGGCGCACAACGAGGCAUUUUUCCAGCCAACCGGCGCCGGACACCCCCUAACCGGCGCCGGAUCUGCCCUGGGACGAGCCUGUGUGCUACCGGCCCUCCAUAACCGGCGCUGUUAGCCUGGAAACCCACCCAACCGGCGCCGGAAACCCACCAACCGGCGCCGGACCUUCCCUGGAGCAAAGCCUGUAUGGAACCGGCCCAUUAUGACCGGUGCAGCCGGGACGUUUAACCCGGGCAACCGGCGCCGGUCAAGCCCGAACCGGCGCCGGUCCGAAACUGUUUUCGUCCGAAAAUUUUCCGUAUCAAAACGGGGCCCACCCCGUUUGAACGGUAAAUGCACCCUAACCCUAAAUUAAGUUUAGACAUGUUAGGAAUGGUGUCUUACAUGGCUUAUAAAUGUAGGAACAUUAAAGAUUAAUGGGAAGGAUGCACGAAUCCUUAUCGAUACCGGAGCGCAACGUUCAUUCGCGAGUGAGGCGUUUGCCGAGAGCUUAGAGAUACAAUCAAUACCAAUGACACAAACCUUAGUGGUAUCAACCCCACUAGGGGAAGACGUUGAAAGAAACAAUUACUAUCCAUCUUGUACGGUGGAAAUCGGUGGCCAAACCUUGACGUGUGAUUUCGUACCGCUGAGUAUGAUGGAGUUCGAUGCAAUCCUAGGGAUGGAUUGGCUAGAAAAGCAUCAUGCUAGGGUAGAUUGCUACACAAAGGUGUUGGAACUUGAAGGCAAACAUGGGGACACCCUACGCUUCGAGGGGGACCGAGGCAAAUCAAAUAGUUGUAUCAUAUCCGCCGUAAGAGCGAGAAAUAUGAUGAAGAAGGGAUGUCACGCAUAUCUAGCAUACGUGGUUGACGAGACCAAGGAAGAAACGAACAUCGAUGAUGUGAGGGUGGUUUGUAAGUAUCCGGAUGUCUUCCCUAAAGACCUACCGGGGCUUCCACCUGAUAGGGAGAUUGAAUUUGUGAUCGAGGUUGAGCCUGGUACCAAACCAAUCUCCAUACCGCCAUACCGUAUGGCACCCGCUGAACUUAACGAGUUGAAAACCCAAUUGCAAGAGCUUUUGGAUAACGGUUUCAUUAGACCAAGCCACUCCCCGUGGGGAGCACCAGUUCUUUUUGUGAAAAAGAAAGACGGGACACUUCGAAUGUGCAUUGACUAUCGUCAACUGAACAAGGUCACAAUCAAGAAUAGGUAUCCGUUGCCUAGGAUUGAUGACUUGUUUGAUCAACUACGAGGAGCAACCGUGUUUUCGAAGAUUGACUUGAGAUCGGGGUACCAUCAAUUGAAGAUUAAGGAAGACGACAUACCAAAGAGUGCUUUCCGCACAAGGUAUGGGCAUUUUGAGUUCCUUGUUAUGUCGUUUGGGUUAACAAACGCCCCAGCGGCAUUCAUGGACUUGAUGAACCGAGUAUUCCAUAAAUACUUGGAUCGAUUCGUGAUUGUGUUCAUUGAUGACAUCUUGAUUUACUCAAAGAGUGAAGAAGAGCACGAAGAGCACUUGAUACUUGUUCUUGAGACACUACGGGAGAAGCAACUUUAUGCCAAAUUUUCUAAAUGUGAAUUUUGGCUAAAGGAGAUUGGCUUCCUCGGGCACGUGGUUUCAGGAUCGGGAAUUGCUGUUGACAACAAGAAGAUAGAAGCCAUUACUGAAUGGGAGAGGCCAAAGAACGUCAAGGAAAUUCGUAGUUUCCUUGGAUUGGCAGGCUACUACAGAAAGUUCGUGGAAAAGUUCUCUGUUUUGGCAUCGCCAUUGACGAAGCUCACUCGUAAAGGAGCUAAGUUUGUAUGGGAUGACAAAUGUGAGAAAGGGUUCAUGGAACUAAAGAAGAGAUUGACUGAGGCACCGGUACUUGCAUUACCCAGACAAGGUGUGGGGUACGAUGUCUACAGCGAUGCGAGCAUCCAAGGGCUUGGAUGUGUACUGAUGCAGAAUGGGAGGGUAAUCGCCUAUGCUUCACGACAGUUGAAGAAGCAUGAGGUGAAUUAUCCUACUCAUGAUUUGGAGCUGGGGGCAGUGGUGUUUGCACUGAAGAUAUGGAGACAUUAUCUCUACGGGGAGACAUGUCACAUAUACACUGAUCACAAGAUCUUGAAGUACGUGUUUACUCAGAAAGAGCUAAACAUGAGACAGAGACGGUGGAUGGAGCUGAUAAAAGACUACCAUCUAGUGAUAGAGUAUCACCCAGGCAAGGCAAAACGUGGUGGCAGAUGCUUUGAGCCGGAAGAGCUCGUCUGGGGCAUUGCUAGCUAAUUUGAGGGCAUUAAGAGCCCAACUGGAGGUAUCCAGCGAUGGUGCCUUAUUGGCACGAUUUGAGGUGAGACCUACUUUACUUGAUGAGAUCAAGAAGGGUCAGGAAACCGACGAAGAAAUUAUGAAGAUCCGGGAACGCAUGCAAGCGGGACCGGUGGAGGACUUCAGAGAAAGAGAUGACGGACUCUUAUUAUUCCGUGACCGAGUGUGUGUACCGGCAGAUGAGAAGCUCCGAAAGUCCAUCUUAGAGGAAGCUCAUUCAUCGGCUUAUGCCAUGCACCCGGGGGGCACGAAGAUGUACCGUGACCUGAAGGAGAGUUACUGGUGGUCAGGUAUGAAGAGAGAAAUAGCCGAAUAUAUCAGCCGAUGCCUUACUUGUCAACAAGUUAAGGCAGAGCAUCAGCAUCCAGCAGGCUUAUUGCAACCACUUUCCAUUCCUGAAUGGAAGUGGGAACACGUGACUAUGGAUUUUGUGGUAGGUUUGCCACGGACAAUCAGGAACUAUGAUGCAGUUUGGGUUGCUGUAGAUAGGCUCACAAAGAGUGCACACUUCUUGCCAAUCAACACCACUUACCCACUUGAGAGGUUAGCCAAAUUGUAUACGGAUGAGAUCGUGAGGCUGCAUGGGGUCCCAGUGACCAUUGUAUCUGAUAGAGACCCACGAUUCACAUCACGUUUUUGGCCAAAAUUCCAGGAGUCUAUGGGGACGAGAUUGAAGUUCAGUACUGCUUUCCACCCACAGACGGAUGGGCAGUCUGAAAGAGUCAUACAGAUCCUAGAAGACAUGCUGAGGGCUUGUGCAUUGGAGUUCCAAGGAAGUUGGGACAACCACUUAGCACUUGUGGAGUUUGCCUAUAACAACAGUUAUCAGGCAAGCAUCGGCAUGCCUCCAUACGAGGCAUUGUAUGGGAGGAGGUGCCGUACACCGUUAUGCUGGGACGAGGUUAGCAUGGCCAAACUCGAGGGUACUGAGUUGGUUGAGGUCACCAAAUCAAAGGUGAAGUUGAUUCGAGAGAGACUCAAAGCGGCUCAGGAUAGACAAAAGAGUUAUGCAGACAAGCGUCGAAGGAUCUUAGAGUUUAAGGUUGAUGACGAGGUAUUCUUGAAAGUUUCUCCUUGGAAAGGGAUCAUUCGGUUCCAAACCCGAGGAAAACUUAACCCAUGAUAUAUAGGUCCAUUCAGAAUUAUAGAGAGGAUCGGGGCCGUUGCAUAUCGUCUACAGUUGACUCCUGAGUUAGAGAAGAUACAUAAUGUGUUUCAUGUAUCCAUGCUUAAGAAGUACGUGCAUGAUCCCUCUCACGUAUUGGAGAAGCCACCUGUAGAGGUACGUGAGGAUUUGAACUACGCUGUUCAACCUAUCAAGGUCACCGAUAGAAAGGUGAAGAAACUGAGGAGCAAGGAAGUCUCAAUGGUUAAAGUCCUGUGGAAGAGCGAUCGGGUCGAAGAAGAGACAUGGGAAACAGAGGCUUUGAUGAGAAAGCAGUAUGCUUUCCUAUUCGAGUAGAGCUGUGAAUUUCGGGGACGAAAUUCCUGUUAAGGGGGGGUGAACUUGUGACACCGCACCCGAAUGUCCUUGGAAAUUUGAUUUGAAUAUUCAAAGCUUAUGUAUUGGAUUUCUGAUUCCCAAACAUUUUGUAAAACGAUCAAUGUUCUACGUAGUGCAUGGUUGAAUAUCGUACUGUUCAAACUCGUACAUUAGUGUCGGGUUUCGCAAAUACUUACUCGGGACUUAUUAAUAAAUAAAAGAGCCCAACAUUAUCUAUAUAAGUGAUCGAAGGAUUAAAGAAGAAUACAAAUGCCUAUAACCCCAUCUUUGGCAUUUUUGAGCUAAAUAAUGGGAGUAGGAUUUUCCUUCUAUAACAUCCAUCAAGUAAAUUAUUGGGAUGAGCCUACACAUAUUGGAGGUCAAUAAUGUGAUUUAGGAAGUUGACUUGUUCUAAAUAAAUUAGGAUGAGUACAAAAAGACAUCUUUGACAAAGAUAAAACAAUAGGACCCAUCUUCCCAUUUUUGGAAGUAUUGGUAGAUAUUUUGGACCCCAAAUUGAUUGGGAUUAAUUGGGGGGCAUCCCAUGUGGCUUGAGUACCUGCAAGACAAGGAAAAUAUGUGAGGAGACUCACCUUGGCCGCACCACAUGGAGAAGCAUUGCCCAUGACACAAUUGGGAUCAAAUUUUGGGGCCACCACCACUGUUUUCGCACAAACAGGUGUGCUGUUUUGUCUCCCUUCAUUUUGAGAGUUGUACUCGUCCAAAUGGGGUGUAUAAGGUGUCUUUGGAUAGAUUUUGAAGUCUAUUUUCAUAUUUGAGUGGCCACAGUUCGAGAGGAGAGAGCAAUCAUCCAAAAAUCGAUCUGGAACGAGCAGAGGUCUGUGAACUCGAGCUGUGAGGGUGCUGAGACUGUUUGGUCGAUAUCUCGAGUUUUACCAAUCCAAUUAAGGCGUGUGAGAUACCAAAAGAAAGCUCUCAAGACGAGGAAUCCGUGAAGGUCUGGUUUGCAUCAAUCGGAGUAGAGGAAGGCUUCCAAAUCGUCCGAACAGAACGCGACCUCGCAGGAACGGAUUUACUCUUCUAAGAAACGAGUUAGCCGGAAAACACCCAUUCUAGGGGCUGUUUUCGUACCAACGUUUAGGGGUUGAGCUAGCACCUUGAAGAGGCUGUUUAACACUCAUAUUUGAGCAAGGAAUCAGUUCCAAAUCCACCUUGACCGAAGCUUUGACCAUUGGACCAAGAAGGGAAAGUUUAAAGCUCAAUUGAGGUUGAGGCUAGAGCUUGCUUCCUGUGCUCGUUGCCCGAGUGAUUUUCCCCGGAGAGAAGACUUGGUUCGUGCUUCCUCCAUUCAGUUUUAGAACAUUAAUAAACAUGCUCAUGGAUAUUUUACUUUAGAGCCUGCGUGCUCAUGUUUGCCCGGUGUGGCCCUUUGUUUUAAACAAUGUUUUCCGCUGCGUGUUGAAUUACUUAUUAUGUAUGUUUAUGGAUGACUUUUGUGUGAAUGAUAUUCAUGACGCCUUGUAUAAUAUGAAUGUGUUGGAC
Messenger RNA from Cuscuta epithymum, 9167 nucleotides. Lineage: Eukaryota; Viridiplantae; Streptophyta; Magnoliopsida; Solanales; Convolvulaceae. The record is from the annotation of a GenBank genome assembly.